Molecule: messenger RNA, 1947 nt
Organism: Puma concolor (puma)
Lineage: Eukaryota; Metazoa; Chordata; Mammalia; Carnivora; Felidae
Source: RefSeq, a predicted model, not a curated record
AUGCAGGGCUUUGUGAAGGAUGUCCAUGAAGACUCUGUCACCAUCUUCUUUGAAAACAACUGGCAGAGUGAGAGACAGAUUCCCUUUGGGGACGUCCGGCUACCGCCUCCAGCUGACUAUAAUAAAGAGAUCACAGAAGGGGAUGAGGUUGAGGUUUAUUCUCGAGCCAACGAACAGGAACCUUGCGGCUGGUGGCUGGCCAGGGUGCGGAUGAUGAAGGGAGAUUUCUAUGUCAUCGAAUAUGCUGCCUGUGAUGCCACUUACAAUGAGAUUGUCACCCUGGAGCGGCUCCGGCCAGUCAAUCCCAAUCCUCUUGCAACCAAAGGCAGCUUCUUCAAAGUGACCAUGGCCGUGCCUGAGGAUCUGAGAGAGGCCUGCUCAAAUGAAAACGUCCAUAAAGAGUUCAAGAAAGCGCUGGGAGCGAACUGCAUCUUUCUCAACAUCACAAAUAGUGAGCUCUUCAUUCUGUCAACCACAGAGGCUCCCGUGAAGCGGGCGUCCCUGUUGGGUGAUAUGCAUUUUCGAAGCCUGCGCACCAAACUGCUACUCAUGUCCCGCAACGAAGAAGCUACCAAACACCUAGAGACAAGUAAGCAGCUGGCGGCAGCCUUCCAGGAGGAGUUCACGGUGCGAGAGGACCUGAUGGGACUGGCGAUUGGGACUCAUGGUGCCAACAUCCAGCAGGCCCGAAAAGUACCUGGGGUGACCGCCAUUGAGUUGGGUGAAGAGACCUGCACUUUCCGCAUCUAUGGGGAGACUCCUGAGGCGUGCCGACAGGCCCGAAGCUACCUGGAGUUUUCUGAGGACUCCGUGCAAGUGCCCAGGAACCUUGUUGGCAAAGUGAUUGGGAAGAACGGGAAAGUGAUCCAGGAGAUUGUGGAUAAAUCUGGUGUGGUGAGGGUUCGCGUAGAAGGUGACAAUGACAAGAAGAACCCCAGGGAGGAGGGCAUGGUUCCCUUCAUAUUUGUUGGCACCCGGGAGAAUAUCAGUAAUGCCCAGGCUCUGCUGGAAUAUCAUCUCUCCUACCUUCAGGAGGUGGAGCAGCUUCGCUUGGAGAGGCUGCAGAUUGACGAACAGCUUCGCCAGAUAGGGCUGGGCUUCCGCCCUCCCGGGAGCGGGCGCGGCAGCGGCGGCAGUGACAAGGCUGGCUAUACCACGGAUGAGAGCUCCUCCUCUUCCCUCCACACCACCCGAACCUACGGGGGCAGCUAUGGGGGCCGGGGCCGCGGCCGGAGGACAGGCGGUCCCGCCUACGGCCCCAGCUCAGACCCAUCCACAGCUUCUGAGACGGAGUCCGAGAAGAGGGAGGAGCCCAACAGAGCUGGGCCUGGUGACCGGGACCCCCCAACCCGGGGGGAAGAAAGCCGGAGGCGGCCGAUUGGGGGCCGGGGUAGGGGGCCCCCACCUGCCCCCCGGCCCACCACAAGAUACAACGCUUCGUCUAUUAGCUCAGUGCUGAAAGAUCCAGACAGUAACCCCUACAGCCUACUGGACACGUCUGAACCAGAGCCCCCGGUUGAUUCAGAGCCCGGGGAACCCCCCCCAGCAAGCGCCAGGCGCCGCCGCUCCCGCCGCCGCCGCACAGACGACGACAGGACUGUCAUGGACGGAGGCCUGGAAUCGGACGGGCCCAGCAUGACGGAGAAUGGCCUGGAAGACGAGUCAAGACCCCAGCGUCGGAACCGGAGCCGCCGUCGCCGUAACCGUGGGAACAGGACCGAUGGCUCCAUCAGUGGAGACCGGCAGCCAGUGACUGUGGCUGACUACAUCUCCCGAGCAGAGUCUCAGAGCCGCCAGCGGCCGCCCCUGGAACGCACUAAACCCUCCGAGGACUCUCUUUCAGGACAGAAGGGCGACUCUGUCAGCAAGCUUUCUAAGGGCCCCUCAGAGAACGGGGAGCUCUCCGCCCCCCUGGAGUUGGGUAGUUUGGUGAAUGGGGUUUCAUAA